AUGUUAUACCCCAAGUCUUUCUGAUGGCAAAAAUUUUCAUAUCAUCUCUCUAUCUCUCCACAGCAUCUCGGCAGCACGCUUUGCAUACAAAUUCCAUUAAUAGGCAAUAAUUUCCCUCCAAUCUUUAUUUCAGGGUCUACUACAAUUCAAUUCUUUAUUCCUCUUGACUUUUCACCAUUAUUGUCUAAGUAUUCAACCCAAAAGCUAUAA
Blepharisma stoltei is the source of this 210-nucleotide messenger RNA. The record is from the annotation of a GenBank genome assembly. Lineage: Eukaryota; Ciliophora; Heterotrichea; Heterotrichida; Blepharismidae.